Molecule: messenger RNA, 2386 nt
Organism: Trichobilharzia szidati
Lineage: Eukaryota; Metazoa; Platyhelminthes; Trematoda; Strigeidida; Schistosomatidae
Source: the annotation of a GenBank genome assembly
CUUUAACCUGUGAGUAUGUAAGGUUUUUUUUGUAAAUGUGAAGUAUAAAGCAUUAAUAAUUGGAAAUUGUACUGUUUGUCUCCAAAGUGGUUGUCUUACGCGCGCUUUUUGACUGUCUUGCUCUCUGUUGACAAUGAGCUCAUUCUCAAGUGAAAGGAGUCAAGAUGAUCAUAGUCCUGCAAGGCGUCGUUCAUCUACUGAGAGAAGAUCAAGAAGCCGCUCUCCUCGUCGCGUUCGAGUGAAAUCAAAGCGCAUAGUUAUCGCUAACAUUCCAUAUGAUCUUAAUUGGCAAAAGUUGAAAGAAUUAUUCAGAGAACAAAGCAAGUUCAGAGUUUUUAAUAAAUAUUGUGUUCAGUUGGAUUCACGGGUUUCCUGCAGUUGUUUAAGAAAAAUGGCAAGCCUAACGGGAUGGGUCUGAUGGAGUUCAAGACAAUUGAAGGGGCUGAAAAAGCUAUAGAAAAAAUGCACCGAUUUGAAAUUGGGGACAGAAAGCUGGUCGUUCGAGAAGAAACUGCUCGUGAUGCUGCUCGUAUUGCAACAAUGGAGGUGGAUACCCCGCUUCCAAGUGACUCCAUGAAUACAAGUGAAACAGUUAACUCAGCGCCAGUGGGACCAAUUUACACCCCACAGAUGCUUAAUCAAAUGGGUAUUGAAGGUCCAAUUACAGAUUCGGUGUAUGUUAGUAAUCUUGAUUAUAGCGUGACCUGGCAGAAACUCAAGGAUGUAUUUAAGUUAGCAGGAAAAAUCACCAGUUCUGUUAUUAAAACAGACUCUGAAGGAAAAUCACGUGGAGUUGGCAUAUUAAAGUUUUCAAGUCCUUAUGAAGCUGUUCAAGCUGUUAGUAUGUUUAACAACCAGAUAUUAAAAGAUAGACCAAUGCGUGUAAAGAUUGAUCGUCAGGGUACUCCUGCUACGUCAGAUAUACUUUAUCCUCCGUCACGAACUGGCUCAUCUGGCAUCCUGGGCUCUACUGCACCACUGACUUCUAAUCCUGCUUCAACUGGACAGUCUUCAAACCUUAUUGCCGCUCUUUUAACUCUUCUUGGUCUCAAGACAACUGUGGAUUCGAAUCCCCAAGGUGGUGGGAUAGCUGAAAUUCUGCGUACUCUGGGAGGGAAUACAAAUGUUGCUGGAGGUCUUAAUGCUUUGUCAUCUGGACAAUCUAACGGUUCUUUGGGUUUUGGCAACCAUUCGUUGUCAAAUGUUUCACAGAGUUCAGGGGGGAAUCGACUUGGUUCAGGCCAAUUUACAGACGAGGGAUUACAACAACUGAUCUCAGCAGCUGCCGCAGGUGGGAUGUCUCAGUCACAAAUAGCCAAUGUAUUGUCAACUCUUGGUCUGUCUCAGAGUUCUCAUUUGGAUCAGUCUGGUCAGUUGAAUGGUUCAAAUAUCGUUGGUCGACAUGGUACUGCUGGUGGGGUUGUUGGUGGUGUUGUUGGUGAUCGAGACUUUGAUAAUUCACGUUUUGACAGCGGAAAUCACUUAAAAUAUGAUACUUCAGGAAAUUAUCGUCUAGACUCGCGUAGUACUGUUCCUAUGAUGAGAUCUGAACCUGCAGGCAAUUAUGUGCAUGGAGGACGCGGACGUGGUGAAGAUGUUUCACAGUAUGAUAAUAGUCGAUGGAAUGCAACCGAAAAGUUGAUUGUGAAAAAUAUUCCAUUCUCUCUCUCUGCUAAUGAUGUGAAAAGGAUAUUUAGAGAGGUUGGGGAAAUGAGUUAUUUCAAUCUGGUCACGGAUAAUGAGGGUCGUUCACAAGGGAUCGCGUUUAUCGCCUACACAAAUCCUGAUGAUAUUUAUAGAGCUAUAGACCUUUAUGAUGGUAAACUAUUUGACGGGCGACGUAUUCGACUCCAUGCUGAAUAGUCAUCAUGAUAACCCCAAUUGAUAUGCAGUUGGUUUCGCCUCCAUAUUUGCAUAACGUAAUCGCGCACUAAAGUCCUUCGUCUCCGUGUACCUAUGUAUGUGUGUAUGUGUAUGUAUGUAUAAUGCAUUUUGUGUUUGUUAGGCGAAUAUUCCAAAGUAGUUCAUAAUAUUCCCUCGUAUUGUCGUCAUGCAACCAACAUUUAUAUGCCAAUAACAAUUCUUUUAAACAUUAAUUUGAAUUGUCUUCUUGUUGUAUUCUCAAUUUUAUACCUGUUUGUUUCAUAAUCACAUUAACACUCCAAAAUACGCACUCAUCUGCGCGCGCUCACACGCACCACCGACACACAUACAUACGAAUACAAAUGCACAUGUGUAUCUAUACAAUUUACUCUUAUUCUACCAUGAUUUCUUCUUCAAGCCAUUUUUGUCUUUUAUUUCGUAUGUGUACACGCAUCUAUGGAUAAUAUGUUUGGCAUGAGUGCUUAAUAUAAUAUUUCAAUAUUCUUACUGUUAUUAUUACUAU